AGGAGCAUAUCGGCCACGUGCUUAUACCCAAUCGCGACAAUAUCAGCAAAAUUCAAAUUCAACUUCUCGGAUACCCCACCAACACUAACACUGGCAACCUCUGAUAAUCCGUAUAUUCUGUAAUUGCGUGGAUAAUUCAAGAUGGUCAAAAUUGAAUACGUUCUCUUUGACAUGGAUGGCCUAAUGAUUGACUCUGAGAAGAUCUACACCGAUGUUACCAAUGCCAUCUUAGCGCCCUACGGCUGCGAGAUGACCUGGGAUAUCAAAGCUGGAUGUAUGGGUAAACCCGAAAGGGCAGCUGCUGAACAUCUCUUAUCACAUUUUCCCGGCAUCUCACUCACACUCGAAUCGUACCUCACACAACGGAACACCCUACAAGACGCUAUGUGGCCUACAGUUCCCCUCCUUCCCGGUGUUCGCAAGCUUGUUUUGCACCUCAAGAAACACAAGAUACCUAUGGCCGUCGCCACGGGAUCGAGACGGAGGAACUACGAACUCAAGACGGGUCACCUACAAGAGAUAUUUAGGUGCUUCGAUGGCCGCGUAGUAUGCGCGGACGAUGAAAGAUGGGUCAUGAAAGGGAAGCCUGAGCCUGAUAUCUUUUUGGUUGCUGCCAGGGAGAUGCUCCACCGAAAUGUAGGUGAAGCGAGGAGCGAGAUUUCCGAAACGCACGAGGCAGAACGUCGCAAAGGACUCGUGUUUGAAGACGGGCUGCCCGGGAUGCAAGCUGGGAAGCGGGCCGGGAUGAAUGUGAUAUGGAUACCUGAUGCCAAUCUCUUGGAUGUGGAAUAUGUCGGCGAGGAGAAGGCCGACGCAAUGCUCAAAUCGAUAGAAGAUUUCGUUCCGGAAGAAUGGGGAUUACCUCCUUACGACACCGAAGCGUAAACCUUGUACUUAACGCGCUAAAUGAAUCCCGAGAAUAUACAGCCAAGAUAGUA
This is a messenger RNA of Desarmillaria tabescens, 938 nucleotides long. Its product is annotated as HAD-like domain-containing protein. The record is from RefSeq and is a predicted model, not a curated record. Gene Ontology annotation, molecular function: phosphatase activity. The transcript has 5 exons. The coding region runs from base 142 to 885 and encodes 247 amino acids. NCBI's taxonomy places the organism in Eukaryota, Fungi, Basidiomycota, Agaricomycetes, Agaricales, Physalacriaceae.